Acipenser ruthenus (sterlet) is the source of this 3394-nucleotide messenger RNA. RefSeq names its product conserved oligomeric Golgi complex subunit 6-like. The transcript has 19 exons. The record is from RefSeq and is a predicted model, not a curated record. Gene Ontology annotation, cellular component: COG complex. Lineage: Eukaryota; Metazoa; Chordata; Actinopteri; Acipenseriformes; Acipenseridae. Gene Ontology annotation, biological process: intra-Golgi vesicle-mediated transport. The coding region runs from base 70 to 2028 and encodes 652 amino acids.
UUAGUUGCAUGUUUCCAGUCGGAGUUCAAAAUGUGGUUCCUUCCUAAGUAGACGUGUUUUGUUUUCAAGAUGGCUGACAUUAAAGCAGAGAUUCCCUCAGAUACUUCAAAUGUCAGUAAUAACACCAGCAAUGCGACGUCUCAGCAAAACAACCCUUUAUCCAGGAAACUCAAUAAAAUAUUGGAUACGCGACUGGACAAUGAUAAGGAAAUGUUGGAAGCUCUCAAAGCCCUCUCUGUCUUCUUUACUGAAAACAGUUUACGAACAAGAAGAAACUUACGAGGAGACAUAGAGAGGCGGAGUUUAUCCAUUAAUGAAGAAUUUGUUCGAAUAUUUAAAGAUGUCAAAGAGGAGCUUGAGAGUGUGCACGAAGAUGUCCAGGCCAUGAGCAACUGCUGUGAGGAUAUGACAAACCGUCUAAAGGCUGCAAAAGAACAAACUCAAGAUCUCAUGGUGAAAACCACCAAGCUUCAGGGUGAAAACCACCAGCUGGAAAUCAGAGCACAAGUUGCCAAUGCUUUCCUGGCCAAGUUCCAGUUGACUCCGGAGGAAAUGAACACUCUGCGGGGAGCCAGAGAUGGACCAAUCACUGAGGACUUUUUCAAAGCGCUGGGACGAGUGAAGCAGAUCCACAGCGAUGUCAAAAUCCUGCUGCGAACCAACCAGCAGACAGCAGGCCUUGAAAUUAUGGAACAGAUGGCACUUCUCCAGGAGACCUCUUAUGAACAGCUUUAUCGAUGGGCACAAAAUGAAUGCCGAGCACUGACCCAAGAGUCAUGUGAUAUCGCUCCAGUGCUGACCCAGGCCUUGGAGGCACUACAGGACAGGCCGGUCUUGUACAAGUACACCUUGGAUGAGUUUGGCACUGCCAGGCGGUGCGCUGUGGUCCGUGGGUUUAUUGAUGCCCUGACCAGAGGAGGUCCUGGGGGAACACCCCGUCCCAUUGAGAUGCACUCACAUGACCCAAUGAGGUAUGUUGGUGAUAUGCUGGCUUGGUUACAUCAAGCGACUGCCUCAGAAAAGGAACACCUAGAAGCUCUAUUGAAGCAGGUUACUAUGCAAGGUGUGGAGGAAAAUAUGCAGGAGGUGGUUGGGCACAUCACAGAAGGAGUGUGCAGGCCUCUCAGGGUCCGAAUUGAGCAGGUGAUAGUGGCUGAACCAGGUGCUGUCUUGCUAUACAAAUUGUCCAAUCUGCUCAAGUUUUACCACCACACUAUCAGUGGGAUUGUAGGCACCAGUGCAGCGACUCUUCUAACAACUAUUGAAGAAAUGCACAUCCUGAGCAAGAAGAUGUUCUUCAAUAGCCUGGGCCUUCAUGCUAGCAAAUUAAUGGACAAGAUUGAACUCCCACCCCCAGACCUGGGACCAACAUCAUCUUUAAACCAAACCCUCUCUUUACUACGUGAGGUGCUGGCAUCCCAUGAUUCUUCAGUAGUGCCACUGGAUGCAAGACAGGCUGACUUUGCACAGGUCCUGUCCUGUAUCCUUGACCCACUGUUACAGCUUUGCACUGUUUCUGCCAGCAACCUGGGUACAGUGGAUAUGGCCACCUAUAUGGUAAACUCCCUCUACAUGAUGAAGACCACACUUGCUCUCUUUGAGUUUACAGACAAAAGGCUGGAAAUGCUGGAGUUCCAGAUUGAAGCCCAUCUAGACACUUUAAUAAAUGACCAAGCUUCCUAUGUGCUGACAAGGUCAGGCCUGAGCUAUAUAUACAGCUGUGUGCAGCAGCACAAACCAGAACAGGGGCCUUUAGCAAACAUUCCCAGCAUGGAUGGCUCCUCUCUAAAGGCUGCUAUGGUUCAGUUCGAUCGUUACCUGUCCUCUCCAGAUUCUUUGUUGAUGGCACAGUUGAAUUUCCUCCUAAGUGCGACACUUAAAGAGCAGAUAUUUAAGAAGUCCACAGAGCUGGUUUGUAGAGCCUACACUGAAAUCUACACUGCUGUGAUGAACCCAGUCAACCAGUACAAGGAACCGGGAGCCAUACUUCACAGGUCUUCUCAGCAGGUGCACUCUCUGCUUUCUUAGACCACACCGCCUGGACUGGGGAUGUACUUUUAGAUGAAAAUAUAUGUAAAUGAUGUGCUUUACAUACUUGUUCCUCAAAAACAUCUGUAUCCUCCUUUUAUGAAAAAACAAGAGAGUCAAUUAUUAAAUUACGUUUUGGUUAUGGGCUUCAUUUUUCAAAGUUGUUUGGGGGCAAAUCAUUUUUUAACUCAAUGAUAUCUCUUUACUUUAUAUUUGCAUACAGUUUGGUAUUACUAACGUCACAAUAAAUAAAAUUAGUGAAGUAAAUUCCACAAAAAUAAAUAAAUAAAAUAUUUUCUGAAACACAUUGGCUACUUUUCUCCAGUUUUCUAAGCAAUAUUAUUAUAUUUUCUUUUCUUUUUAUUAUUUUCUUUUAUAUGAUAAUUAAAUUACAUUGGUCAUAGAGAUAGUUGGUAAAAGGCCCAGUUAGAGUCUUUGUGUGUGUUUUGCUCAGACAAUGAAGCUUUCAUUUUUGGCUGGAUCAACAGUCACGCCAGUAUCUAAUAUCAGAAAAAAUGCCUGCCAGCCUUGAAUCACCAGCUAUAUUUAAGGGGCAAUAAAAAUAAAAAAAAGAUAUUCAGCACUGUUCAGUGCUAUUUAUAGAACCCUCACAUAGACCUAAAUGCCCUCUUUGCCAGUGAUAAUUUGGGUUGCUGUUCAAUUUAAUACACUACUCUCUCUUCAAAGCAACCUCCUUUCAUCUUGUUCUUAUCUUAACAAUCUUGCCUUAAAGUUGAGAGAUUAUAUUUCAAAUUACUAAAUUGAGUUGACUUGAAUGCUAGAACAUCUGUGGUUGUCUCAUUCAUGUAAAAAUGUUGUUUUUUUUUUACAUUUCAGAAGAUUUUAGAUUUAUUUUUGCAAGAAAUGCAUGGUCUGUUAGACCUCCCAUAUUGCCCACAUUUUGGGGAAAAAAAAAAAAAAAAAAAAUCUGUAACACUUUCAAAUAAUGGCCGCAAGUUCAUAAUGAAUUCCGGCUUAAUACCACAGUAAUAACACCUGAAAAUCUUAUGCACUUCCUCGGAGUUCUGGAGUAAUUGGUUUUGAAUUCAGCCCUGUUAAUUCAUGUGGAUUCAAUUACCCGUAUUCACUCCAUGUUCCUUUGUAACAAUGUUGAUCACAUGUAUAAGGCAUGCAUUCAUACCCUCUUAUUACUCGCCCACCAGGGGAUUGUGAGCAUUCAUCCAUGCAUGAAUGCAUGCCUUCUGCAGUACAGCUUCUUUUAUUGAUUUAUUAUAAUCUGUGUGUUAUUAUGUUGUCUUUAAUUGCUGUUUGGAAAUUAUACAUAAUUUGGGUUUAUGCAUACUGUACUUGUAUUGCACAUGCUGUUAAUAAAAGGAGUAACUUAUUAAAGCAUUGUCAAAUAGUA